UAUAGGAUUCAGUUGUGAUUUGAAACUGGGGAGUCAUCCUUGCAUUCUCAUCGCCUCCAACGAAACUAAACUUAUUCUUUGUGACACACAUUCUCUCUCCUCGUAAGUGCAGGAGCAAUAUCAGCCAAAGAAAUUCGGCGUGUGACCACAUUUUGUCUCAGUUUCUCACAUUGCCAAUUUCAGUGAAAUUCAUCCCCUAAAUAUUCUACUUGUCAUGAAAUUGUCCGGUUCAUAAGAGUUAAGUGUGUAUAUUUACCCUUAGGUUACGCCCUGUAGCCCAGAUACUAUUCCUUGUAAAUGUAUAACUUACUAUGUGUGGAGGCCGCUAGUUUUUUAAUAUCUGGGAAAAAAUCCUUAGCUUUCAAGAACUAUGUAGUAAAAGUAACAAGGCACGACGGCAAGUAAAAAAAUAAUAACAAUAAUUUGACAGUUCAUUAAAAUAAGGCUAAAAUGAUGACACGAAAGCCUACAUUUACACAUGGGAACAAGCAUCACGGGGGUCGUGGCGUCGGUGCCAAGGUUCCCGCAGUGCUUUGGUCACACAUGGGACCGUCCACUCUGCUCCUCGCCCCCACAAGUCAGGCACACCCACACCACCUCCAACUGCCCAUGGGGGCUCGGAAAAUAGUGAAUCCGGUGACAGUGAACGCUCUCAAGUCGUUGGGGGCACGGUGCUCGGGAGGCAACUCGUACCCAGGGUGCACUCUGGGAACGAGUUGUUGUUCUUGUUGCUACUGUUGUUGCGAGGCGGACAAACCUCCCCCUCCAAAUCACUUUCGAUUAAAUAAUAACAACCAUAAAAAUGCAAAUAAUCAGAGAAACUCGAGAUUGAGUACGUGUAGUGAGAAACCGAGGAGACGACGGUCCAGGUCGAGAUCGAGGGAUAAGUUAUCGUCGCAUCAUCCAAAUGGGGCGGUUGUUGCGACUCCGUUUAGGAGAUAUUCCAUGGAUGUUAGGAACCUGAUUGACAAUGAAGGAAGCCAACUUAAUAAACCGAAAUUUGUUCCGGUCACUACGCUGGAGGAUGUGCAAGCUAUCCGAUGUGCUGAAUUUCAUCCGAGAGGAUUUUUGUACGCUGUUGGAUCCAAUUCUAAAUCGCUGAGAAUUUGUGCAUAUCCAGAUACGAAGAGGCUUUCGAAAGAUUCAAACCCCGUUCAGCCCAACGUCCUAUUCAAGAGGAAUAAACAUCACAGGGGUUCCAUUUAUUGUCUCGGAUGGUCUCCGGAUGGCAACCUUUUGGCCACGGGGAGUAAUGACAAAACGGUUAAAUUGACCAGAUUUGAUGACCUCAAUCGUACCGAGCAGUUCAACCAUUCUCAAGAAGUGGAGCUGAGCAUGCACGACGGCACUGUUCGAGACAUUUGCUUUAUUGAAGAUUUGAGCAAUAAAUCAUCCCUGCUCGUCAGUGGAGGUGCUGGAGAUUGCAAGGUCUAUGUGACGGAUUGCGCGACCGGGACACCGUUUCAAUCCAUGUCGGGUCACUCAGCACCAAUUCUAUCCCUGUACAACUGGGGAGGAGCAAUGUUUGCUAGUGCAUCUCAGGACAAAACUAUCCGUUUGUGGGACUUGCGAAGCAGAGGGUGUGUGAGCAUGAUAUCGCCAUUGACGAGCGCCACCUCCGCCACGGCGAAAUCUCCAGUGGGGUCGGUGUGUGUCGAUCCUACGGGCAGACUACUAAUUUCUGGACAUGAAGAUUCAGCCAUCACGUUUUACGAUAUUCGUGGCAGUCGACAGAUUCAGGUCAUCCGACCACACAAUGGAGACGUGCGAUCGGUUCGAUUUUCUCCGCAUGCAUACUAUCUGCUAUCAGGAGGGUAUGAUCAUCGACUCAUGCUCACAGAUUUGCAAGGUGACCUCUCUCUCAACCUCACCUCUGUGCCUGUGGCAUCUCACGAUGACAAAGUAAUUUGUGGACGGUGGCACCCAACAGAUUUCAGCUUUCUUUCUACGAGUGCAGAUAAAACGGCAACUUUAUGGGCUCUUCCUGCUUCAGAUUGAUUUUAUAAUCCGACCAACAGCAGAACGAAAUGAAAUCUCUAAUCAUACAAAAUUUAAAUACCCCCUCAAUCUUCACUAUGUAACAUUUAACAUGAUAACUUUUAUGAAUGCGCCAUACAUAUACCUACAUAAUGUCAAUAAUAAUCAACCUGCACAACUAAUACCUAUGUGGAUGUAUGUAUGUCAAGAACUAAAUAAUUAAGUUUUUCCCAUUUAGUGACUUAAUUUUUUGUGUAUUCUUGUGAAACCUGCUUCAAAUUCUUGUAUUCUAAAUAAAACUUUUACACUAUGUUAUGUCACUACAUAUACCAAUUUGGAUGAAAUUCGAUCCUUUUGUGGAGGAGAAAGUUUCAAAUGUGGAAAACACAAACGAAUUAUUAAGCUUAUUGUGACAAUUAAUAACGAUUUUAGAAGGUGAUUUAAAACUGGUAUUUAGAACAAUCAGUCUUAAUAAAGAUUUAUUUCACAUGAAA
Folsomia candida is the source of this 2471-nucleotide messenger RNA. RefSeq names its product WD repeat-containing protein 47. Bases 451 to 1998 code for a protein of 515 amino acids. The record is from RefSeq and is a predicted model, not a curated record. Gene Ontology annotation, molecular function: protein binding. The transcript is spliced from 6 exons. Lineage: Eukaryota; Metazoa; Arthropoda; Collembola; Entomobryomorpha; Isotomidae.